CUUCUUGUUCUACCACAACAAGCAAACGUCGCCCCUAAAUCAACACAACAACAAGCAUUCUGCUUAGAAAACUUAUUUUCUACAUAGUAAUGCAGUCUGUAAUUUAAAUGCUGCUUAUCGUGGGACACUGCAGCAGCACCAAAGGUCUGGAACUGACCUGGUAAACUUUACGAACAUAGCGACGCAUCAAUAGUGGACAUUACUACUCAUUCCAGGAUCGGAAAGACCUGUCAGGAAAGCACAGCACCGCAAUAACGCUGCUUUAUCGUGACUUACACGGGAAUUGUAGCGUGCAGGGAUGGCUGCACUACCUCCUGGAGUUGCGGAAAUUCCUACAACCAUCAAUCCUCGCAGGAAGACACUAGCGUCGGCAGUGUCCGGUAUCAUACAGGAGACUGGCUUCCUCCACGCUGAAAAGGCCGCCUUGGGCACACUGACGGAGAUGCUCCAGAGCUUAAUAUAUGAGAUUGGUCGUAGCAGUAAAGCAUACAGUGAACAGGCAUAUCGAACAGAGCCUGUUGUUGCUGAUGUGGUUAUGGCCCUGGUAGAUAUGGGCAUUAAUCUUGAGGGCUUACAAGCAUUUAGGCUACGUCCAAAUAGAGUAGUUAUUGCUGCUCCAGCUCAGCAGGUUGAUCUGAAGCAACACAAUGUGCUGCAAGUAGGAGACAAAAAGUCACACCCACAGCACAUCCCUGAUCAUCUUCCACCGUUUCCUGAUACUCACACUUACUGCUUCUCACACACGUACAAGCAACCAGUGACAGAAUAUGAAGCUAUCCGUGAAAAGGCUGCUGCUCAGAAGAGAGACAUAGAAAGGGCAUUAACGAAAUUUGCUGCCAAAACCAGUGAAACGCAGAAUCUCUUUUUCACAGAUGACAAGGAAUUUAUGUUGGUAGGAGUGACACCGAAUCCUAAGGCAUACCUAGAUGCCUUGAUGCCCAGAGACCAGGUGUUUGAAGAAGAGGAGGAGAGAACAAGAACAAAGAAGCGAAGAAUAAUGAAUGAGGAUGGGGAUCCAAAUCAGGAAAAAGAUCGAAUGACAGAGGCACAGGAAGCAGAGUUGGAUAACCCAUACCUCAGACCAGUCAAGAUGCCCCGUAAGCCUAAAAUCAAGAAAUGAAUGGUGGUAUCCACAUGUUUAUUAAUAGUCUUUAUUUUGCACUGUAGAUCAUCAAAAUCAAAGUAAUUUCCUAUGGCUCUGCCAACUUUAGAAAUAUUUAAUUUGUUAGAUGUUAGCUAUAAGCACAAUGAUUUUUCAAAUCACAUAAAAUAAUUAUUUUUAAUGAUUCCGCCUUAUGGUUGUGAUGGAAGGCACAAGGGAAGGGAAGGGAACUAUCAGGGGGGAAAGCGCCAAGCCAUUACGACUAUAUAGAAGGCACAAGGAAAAGUUUAAUUUUUGUUUAUCUUGCUUUGGAUAUUAUUGUUUUUUUUUUUUUAUUAUCAGGGGAAGGUGCCAAGCCAUUACAACUUUAUAGCACUUGAAAAGGGUUAAGAUAAGGAUUUGGAAUAGAAUUGGGGGGGGGGGGGAGAGAAGGAAGGAAGGAAUGGUGCCCAACCACUUGGACAGUCUGGAAUUGAACACCGGCCUGCACGAAGCUAGACCGUCCAGUCAAAGUUGGCUUUGGAAUUUUUUAAAUAUAAAACUUUAAAUGAGAAUUACAAAUCUUAGACAACUGUUUUAGUCGAGAUAGCACUAUAAUGGAGUUUACUAAACUCGGUAUUGGUGUAAGUACAGUGGAACUUUGAUUAACGAAUUUAAUCCGUUCCGGCACCGAGCUCGUCAUGUGAAAUACUCGUCUUUCAAAAUGAAUUUCCCUACUUAAAAUAUUGGAAAUAAAAAUAAUCGGUUCCACCACCACUGAAAAACAUCAAUAUGAUAUUCAAUUUUUUAAAUAAUGAAGCAGCCUACCUGGAACACACUGAACGAAUCUUUUUGACAUUUGUUCUUUCUUCAAAUUUUUUCAUUUUUUUUUAUUCUACAAAAAAAAUUCAAUGCUUUGCAACAUCACAGCAGUCACCCCCUUUACAUCUUGGCAACCUUAAACAAAAUAUAUAAUUUAUUUGCAUCGUCAGAGGCGUCCGAGAAUGUGCUAGAAGCAGCGGGCACGCACCAUGUGGUUUUCUCAUCAAUUUGUCCAAUCGAGACAAAUUGUUGGCAAUUGGCGCGCUCGUUAUUCAAAAUGCUCGUAAAUUGAGGUGCUCAUCACUCGUGGUUCCACUGUAUACAAUACUAAGAGUAUUGAAAAUAUGAAAACUUUGAGGGUUAACCUGUUUAUUAUUUAGUUAAGUGAAAUGCAACAAUGUGAUAAUUUACGUUUGUGUCGACAUUUUAAUAGAUUUCAAUGAAUACAGUUUCUUCAUUAAAACAGUGUUUGAAUGAAGAAAUGUUGGGCAUAUGGUUCCAAUAGCUCAUUGGUAAUUAGAAAAUAUUGAGAGCCAUGCAAUGGGAUUGAACUCACAUCCCUGAAGCUCAUUGGUGUGUCUCAGCAAUCAUGGCAGACCACAAAAUAAUUUAGUCAAGACAGUUAAGCUUUUCGUCUUUCACGAGCGUACAGAGUACAGUAAUGACCAUAGCACUUACCUGGGCCAACAACAUAAUGUAAAAGAUUAUUGUGGUACUGUAUUACUUUUGCAUAGAUAAUACAUUUUUUUAACAUUUCAUAUGAAAAAUAUUUAUUUGAUAAGUUUUGUUUGAUCCUGGAUGCAUCACAAUGUAAUUCUAACAAUUCUAGAAAAAAAGUUUUGACCACUGCCCAGGCCAAAGUAAAGGCACAUUACUUUUUCUCCCAUUCUUUUGAAUAUAGAUGUACCAUUUCAUACAAAUAAGUAAAAUAAUUAUCUAUUUUUCUGCUCAGUCAGGGGUGGCAAUUUUGAUGAUAGCGGCACUUUUAAGUGCGUUCCAGUGCCGGUUUUUAAAAAGGUUAAAUACUGGUGUGGUUGUACUCAAUAAUUUAACAAAUUGUCAGGCUCAUUAUGACUUAUUUUAGAAACAAAAAUUUGUAAUAUUUUAACAGAAUAUAUUGGAGACAAUCCAGUGUUGCAUUUUCUCCCUUCUUGUACAUUGUUGAAAAUUAUUGAAAAGAUUUAUAUUUGAUACAAAAUCGA
Messenger RNA from Procambarus clarkii (red swamp crayfish), 3105 nucleotides. It is a transcript of the gene Taf8, whose product is annotated as TBP-associated factor 8. Gene Ontology annotation, cellular component: transcription factor TFIID complex. Gene Ontology annotation, biological process: transcription initiation at RNA polymerase II promoter. NCBI's taxonomy places the organism in Eukaryota, Metazoa, Arthropoda, Malacostraca, Decapoda, Cambaridae. The record is from RefSeq and is a predicted model, not a curated record. Gene Ontology annotation, molecular function: protein heterodimerization activity.